GUGGCGCAGGCAAGCUUUCAACAUAGUGGCAACUGGAUGACUCCUUCCUUUCCCCGAGCAAAGGACGACAUUUUUCACGUCAGUCUUCUUCAUUCAGGUAGAGCCAUUUUCAAGUCACCUAAUUACCUUUCUUCUCUCGGCGCAGUCAGCAAGAACUAGCAGGCUUUCCAAGCAAGACUACGGAUAUCUAAGUUGCUAACGAGGCAACGCCACAUUCACGGGCCUCAGUUCUUGGCGUCGCGUAACUUUUGGCCCAGAGCUGUUCAGGAUUUCGCAGCUCUUGAGCGACUCCAAACUCUCGUCGCCACGAUCAAGAUUACGAUCACCAGGCAACAUGUCGACUCUUGCUGAUGAACUCCUUCAAGAUUUCGAAGACUCGGGCUCUGAGGCCGGAGAUGACCAGCAAGACGAUGGCUUCCUUGAUGGAUUAGGCACCGGCGCAGUUGAAAAUGGCGAUCGCGACGUUGACAUGGAGGAUGGAGAUGAAGACGAGAAGAUGGGGGACGUGGAGGGCGGCGUGAUUGACACAACUGAUGACCCCGAAGAGACAAAGGCAAAGAUUGAGAAGAUGCAGCUUGGUGGUGUCCGCGACGUUCGCACCGUCGCGGGUCUCAUGAAGACGCUGGAGCCAGUGCUCGAGAAAAUCGCAUUCUAUCAGGCCCAGCCGCCGCAGUCCGCCGACAUUGGAAACAUCGAGGAUCAUCCCGAGUACCGCCUCUUGACGCAGUCAAAUACCCUGUCUACGUCCAUCGAUAACGAGAUAGUUCUGGUCCAUAAAUUUAUUAGAGACCAUUACGGAACACGUUUUCCAGCCCUCGAAUCCCUAAUCACCAAUCCCGUGGAAUUCGCAAAGGUCGUCGCCAUAUUGGGAAACGGGCCCUUGGACGCAGAAAACAUCAAACUCAAGCAAAACUCAACGGACAACCCGCUAGGCGUGACACUGAAAUCGGUUCUAGACGGGCCAUCCCUUAUGAUCGUUACUGUCGAAGCGACGAUCUCGAAAGGACGGGAGUUGUCACAAGACGAGCUAGAUCGAGUCAUCAGGGCUUGCGAGAUGGUCAUUUCCCUGGACAAGGCAAAGAGGACCCUCACGGAAUACGUGCAGUCGCGCAUGAGUGUCUUUGCGCCGAAUCUUACCGCCCUGAUCGGCUCACUAACGGCGGCGCAACUGCUCAACGCCGCGGGUGGUCUGACCGGCCUUUCCAAGGCUCCGGCAUGCAAUCUCGCAGCGUGGGGAUCCAAGAAGAGGGCAAACAGCGCCCUGGCGACGAACAUUGGAAUCCGUCAGCAGGGCUACAUCUUCAACUCCCCCGUUAUCCGCACCGUCGCCACCGACCAAAAGAAGCAAGCGAUACGCAUGUUCGCUAACAAGAUCGUCCUGUGUGCGCGAAGCGACUGCUUCCACCAGUUCCGCGAUGGAUCCGAGGGUGAGAGGCUCAAGGAUGAGUGUCUGGAGCGGCUCGAAAAGAUCAGCCAGAAACCGCUAGGCAAGGGCGCCCGAGCCCUCCCGGUGCCCGACGACAAGCCCAGCCGGAAGCGAGGUGGGCGGCGCGCGCGCAAGGCCAAGGAGGCCACGGCGAUGACGGAUCUCCGGAAAGCCCAGAACCGGAUGGCAUUUGGGAAGGAGGAGAAGGAGGUCGGCUACGGCACAGGCGACCAGACCGCCGGCAUGGGCAUGAUCGGCCAGCAGGGGGACGGCCGGCUGCGGGCCACGCAGAUCGACAACCGCACGCGGGCAAAGCUGAGCGCCAAGAGCAAGGGCUGGGGCGGCGCAACAAGCCUGAACACGGGUGGCGGCGUGUCGUCGCUCAAGGGAGGCCUCGGGGCCAGAGGGGCAGGGAACAUCAGCCUUCAGGGCAAGGGCCUGCGGACGUCGGGCGUCGGGAGCACGGUGGGCUCGACGGCGGGGACAGUCUCGUCGCUGGCCUUUACGCCGCUGCAGGGUCUCGAGCUCGUCGACCCAAAGGUCCAGGCCGAGAUGAGCCGCAAGCGCAAGGCCGACGAGGACCGCUGGUUCAAGGGCGGCACCUUCACCCAGGUCUCGGGGGCUGCUUCCUCGUCCGGGGGUUCCGCGAACGGUGCUGCCUUCAAAAAGCCCAACUUGCCGCCGGCGAAGCGUGUCGAUACGGGGGCAACGAAGGGGUCCAACUAGGCACAUAGCCUAGCGGUUGGCUACGUUGGGAGCUUUCCCGGCAGUGAUGGCGGCACAGGCACAGGUGGCUACGGAUGCCGCGGAAAGGAUUAUUGCAUUCUACAAGGCGUCUAGGAGUGGGAGGGAUUGAAAAGGCCAUUUCAGCUAGGGUUGACCCGUUUGUACAGUACAUUGCUGAAGCCUCGACACGGCAUAUCAUACACCAAGGGAGUUAUUUAGAGGGUGUUGAGCCUUUGAGCAGA
Molecule: messenger RNA, 2394 nt
Organism: Phialemonium atrogriseum
Lineage: Eukaryota; Fungi; Ascomycota; Sordariomycetes; Cephalothecales; Cephalothecaceae
Exons: 3
Coding region: 335-2152 (605 amino acids)
Biological process (GO): spliceosomal tri-snRNP complex assembly; mRNA splicing, via spliceosome
Cellular component (GO): precatalytic spliceosome; U4/U6 x U5 tri-snRNP complex; U4 snRNP
Source: RefSeq, a predicted model, not a curated record